Molecule: messenger RNA, 1041 nt
Organism: Ambispora leptoticha
Lineage: Eukaryota; Fungi; Glomeromycota; Glomeromycetes; Archaeosporales; Ambisporaceae
Source: the annotation of a GenBank genome assembly
AUGAAAGAGACAGAUUCCCUUUGCGAAAUUGGCGAAAAGCUCCCACAUGUGCCAAUUGGGUAUACACCACGGCGUACGAUCCCUGGUCCUCGAUUAUUUGACAGAAUAAGCGGUGAUAUGGAAGGAUAUCAGCCGGAAGAUCUAAAAAUGGCAACACGUGAUAAAGAGUCAAUAUGUCCAUUCAUCCCAAUAGAAGACUCUGAAGUAAAUGAGUUGUAUAUUGAUCCAAACGAAUUUUCAUUCUUGAAUGUCGAGACGAAGUCGGGUUACUUUACACAUCGAGAGGUGCGAAUCUAUCAAUAUGUCGUAAACUCUAACAAUGACAACAUCAAUGUCACCAAUAUACAAAUUGAGCUCCGAUUAAACAAAAGUGGCCCAGAGCCGGUUGGCUAUGAAUUUACUUCCAUAGGAAAUACAAAAAAUUUGAAUUUGAAAAUUAGACCAUGGACAAUGGAAUUCUGGAAAAAGGAUUUCUGGAAACCGAAUCCAUGUGGACGUGCGCGUAUUGAUAUUCACAUCCCUGUCUUCCAACAAAAUAAUGAUAUCAAAAAUUCUACUAUCACCGGUACAGAAAACAGGAUUCCAUCAUUUUAUUUUGACGAAUGCAACGUAAAUGUGAUUCCACCAACAUGGAACUAUAAUCUGAACGAUGCAAAUGCUUAUCUGGCUUCAUCGAUAAAUAUCACUACAAAAAAUGGCGACAUUCAGUUAUGGGACCCAAUGGUCGAAUCAGCUUUACUAAAAACCUUGGAGAAUGGUAACAUUAAAGGAUAUGUUCGAAAAAUUAGUGAUUAUUUGGUGGUAAACGCAACGUAUGGUGAUAUCUCAGUAAAUAUUAAUGAGGUUCCAAAGAACGAUGGAAAUAACUCAUCGUCUAGCAUAGAACUCUUUUCGAAUACAGGCGAUAUUGUGGCAUACCUGAAUAAUUCAUUUAUUGGAGCAUUCAAUCUAACAGCCGGAUUAGGCGACGUGGUAUUUGUAAAUUCAACUCAGUCCUCAAUAAUAUUAAGCGGGCCAAAUGUUUCCGCUGCCGUACUUUGA